UUAACGUAAUUUAUAGUACUUUAUUUUUGCCUUUCCUGUGGUGUUUUGUCACUUCCAUCUAGUUCUACUAAGAAACACUAGCCUGAAACACCUGCGCUGCCCCCCAAAUCCAUUAUCAACGAUCAUAUUCUAAACUAAAGCGCAUGGAAGGCACUUCCUUGGAAGCUCCUGUUGCCAAGAGGUUACAGGGCAAGGUAGCCUUGAUAACCGGUGGUGCUAGUGGCUUAGGAGAGAGCACAGCGAGGCUGUUUGCCAAGCAUGGUGCUAAGAUUGUGAUCGCAGAUGUCCAAUUCGAUCUGGGUCAAUCUAUAUCUGCCCAAAUCAAGGAUGAGUUCGGACAGCCAGUUUCCUAUGUUCAUUGCGAUGUUACUAAUGAAUCAGAUGUCGAAAACGCUGUCAAUACAGCAAUUUCAUUACACGGAAAGCUCGACAUAAUGUUCAACAACGCAGGUAUUCUAGGCAAUGUUGAUUCAAGAAUAGCAUCGAUAGAGCGUGAAGAUUUCAGGCGAGUUCUCGAUGUAAACGUCUAUGGUGGACUGCUGGGUGCCAAACAUGCUUCAAGAGUGAUGAUUCCUGAAAAGAAAGGAUGUAUUCUAUUUACUUCAAGUGCUGCUUCCAUUUUCUAUGGAGGACCUCAUGCUUAUACAGCGUCGAAGCAUGCUGUCGUUGGGCUAACUAAGAAUUUAGCUGUAGAAUUGGGGAAGUAUGGUAUUAGAGUAAAUUGUAUAUCGCCUGCUCAUGUCCCAACUUCUAUGACUACUACAGGACUGGGUCUGAAUGCUGAGCAAGUGCAGGCAAUGGCUUCUGGGAUUGCAUGUCUGAAAGAGGUAACACUAGCGGCUAAUGAUAUAGCAGAAGCAGCUCUAUACCUUGCAAGUGAUGAGUCUAAAUUCGUUAGUGGGUUGAACCUUGUAGUUGAUGGAGCUGCAAGCUUGGCAAAGCCAUAAUUUCUGAUUACCUGAGAACUCUUGCUAUAUUACAAUUCAAAAGAUCAGGCGAUUAAGUGAUUGCUUGGUAGUGCUGGAAGUUAAAAAAAAGAAAAAAAGAAGGGAAAAACAGAACUCCUGAAAGUCUUAUUUACUUUUGAAGAAUUUCAGUAGCACAAGAACGAAUAAUGGUCUUGAUGUUGUUUCUAUAUAUUCAUAAGGAUAAUUAAAAUAUCACCCAAUGAUAAUAGAGGGUAAAAUUUACCUUGUGUUAUACUCUGUCACGACAUUGCAUAUUUUCAAUUAAAAUCACAUGUAUCACCAUCUGGUCAUAUUUUCCUGUGAAAUGGCUGUAUUCAGUGCAUCUUCACAUCAGAUUCAUUCAUAGAAAUGCAAUGAAAACUUGUUGUCAA
Messenger RNA from Ricinus communis (castor bean), 1339 nucleotides. RefSeq names its product short chain aldehyde dehydrogenase 1-like. The transcript has 2 exons. The coding region runs from base 144 to 947 and encodes 267 amino acids. The record is from RefSeq and is a predicted model, not a curated record. Lineage: Eukaryota; Viridiplantae; Streptophyta; Magnoliopsida; Malpighiales; Euphorbiaceae.